Exophiala bonariae is the source of this 1242-nucleotide messenger RNA. RefSeq lists its product as uncharacterized. The record is from RefSeq and is a predicted model, not a curated record. The transcript has a single exon. NCBI's taxonomy places the organism in Eukaryota, Fungi, Ascomycota, Eurotiomycetes, Chaetothyriales, Herpotrichiellaceae. The coding region runs from base 1 to 1242 and encodes 413 amino acids.
AUGCAGGCCCAUGGUGAUAAUGAGAACAUGAAUACUUUGACAACAAUACGUAUAACAAGUUACGCAAAAGACCUGAACCACGGUUCAAUCUAUCAAGGAGAAGAAUCUGACGCCGAAUCUUUCCAUUCUGCCAUCACGAGUGCAACCAAAGGAACUACUAAUGUACGGAGCCGUCCAAGAGACAGUCAUACAACCCACACCACCUACAUGAUCAAAUACGAAUCGAGAAAGAGCAGUAGUGGCACCUCCAGGCCUGGAACCGCCACCAGCACCACCAAGACGUCAGAUGACCAAAAUGCAGAAAGUCAAUCAUCACGUCCAUCGUCAAGACGUUCGUCAAAAUCUUCCCCAAGCGUCCCUAGACGUAAAAGUAGUCUGGUGGCGAAGAAAAGAACGGGCACGUCAUCCUCUCGAAGAGUCAAGCCUACCAACCUUGGUACUUUGCAUCGACAAAGUUGUCAGAUCUUUUCUUCCUUGGAUGGCGUACUCGCCUUGAGCAGAGAAAUCACCCCGUUACCCAGUGUUUCCAGCUCGACAUCGACGACACGACAUCCAUCAUUGAUUCCAGAGGAAGAAAACACCGCCACGCUCACGGCCAACAACAUGGCUCAAAUGUGUGAGAAGCUCGACGCAAAGCUUGCUUACACUUAUUCCUAUUCCUACUCCCUCAACACAGACUCGACAACCUCCAUAUCACUCCACGGCCCAAAGUGCGAUCUCAACACCAAGCCAAACCCCCCUCACGGCCAGCUUGUAUCAUCCUCGCACUCCCGCCGCUCCAGCAGUGAGCCGCAAAGCCACAAGCCGAACCAUCUUCCCGAACGUCCACCCUUCAACACCGUCAUCUCCUGGACAUCAGACGCCACACGGCGCAAAGAAUAUGCCAAGAUUGACCGUGCCAACACCGGAUUCAGAGGCCUACUUCGAUCUCUCGUGCCAAAGUCUCUGCUGGCGAGGAAUUCACGCCGUGAUUUCUUCACGGGCAAGUGUGAUGGCGAUAGUGUCCGACGGUUUCGCAUGGACGUUGCUGAUGAUAACGAGAAUAUUGAAGGCAGCAAGGAGGGACGCGAUCGUGUUGAGGAUUCAGCAGAUUCGAAUACACUUGCGAUUUCACCUGCAGCCCGGGUGUCUGCUGAGCCUGAAGCCGUGGACGAAGUGCAGCCAGGCCGAGAAGAGCAGGGGCAUGGUGAGAGCGAUGGACCUGCGCAAACGGAAUGGCGAAGGAAAUGGCUCUGUUUCUGA